Messenger RNA from Hemibagrus wyckioides, 3802 nucleotides. RefSeq lists its product as uncharacterized. The record is from RefSeq and is a predicted model, not a curated record. The coding region runs from base 451 to 1278 and encodes 275 amino acids. Lineage: Eukaryota; Metazoa; Chordata; Actinopteri; Siluriformes; Bagridae. The transcript is spliced from 7 exons.
GAGAGAGAGAGACAGAGAGAGAGAGUCAGAGAGAGAGAGAGAGUCUUGAUCGAAAGUCUUUAUGUUGAAGCUUCUGAGAACAAUUUCUACUUCAUUUCACAGAGAAAGCUCAGAUUUGAAGAAGUUCACCGAUCCAUUCCGACUCAAACUUCAUCUGGAGUGUUUUGUUGGUUUAUGAUACUAAAACUAACUCCACUGAGAUAUUCAGAGAAAGAGAGCAUGAGGACAUGAUGGAGUAAAGACUGUUAUAUUAUGGCACCAUCUAGUGCAAAAAGCACAAAAAUAAAAAAACAAAUAAAUUUCAAUGAUUUGAGGGAGGGUCCACCACAUGACAAUAACCAGCAAUAUAGCAGCAUUCUGAUUGGUUUAGAGGUUUUGAACCACAUCAUUUUGAAAAACGAAAGCAAAAGAAACACAGCAGAGGAGAAGUGAACGUACUGAAUCACAAUAAUGGCAAAAUCAAAGGAAAGAAUUUCAGUGUUCACAAAAAAGUAUGAAGAGAAGUACGAUGAGAAAGAUAUCAGGGAUGGAGAUGUGUUCAUUGUGCAACGUGAUUCAAAGGUCCAGAACGCUGGAGUGUACUCUGAUGGACAGAUCGUUCAGCUGAAUGCAGGAACAUUUUCUACAGCGGUAAACAAGGUGAACGAGGAGACGUUCAGUGGAGGGAACAAAGUAACAGUUCACAGGAAGAAGGGAGGAAUCCCUCGGACAUUCAAAGAAAAUGUUGAUGAAGCAAUGAGCAAAUGUCCAGAAACCAAUUAUACUUAUUACAACUGUAUUGAGUUUGUCAUGGAGCUUCUGGAAAUUUAUCUGCAGCCGACCGCAUCGGACUGCUAUAAGAUUGCCUCUGGCGCUAAACCAAAGGGCUUCAAAGUUGUCAAAAACUUCUCUGAUGAUUACACUGGAAACGCAAAGCUAGGAGACCUGUUUCUCGUGGAAAGUGGGCUACUUGGCUAUAGCCUCCAUGCUGGAGUGUUCUGCAGUGUAAAGGACCAAGAGAUUAUUCAGUUCAGUUCAGGUGCUGUGAACCGGGUGCAUAUCAAUGGGUUCUCUCAAGGCAAGAAAUUUACAAUUUAUAGGAAGAAGACUGGAGUCUCAAGCAAAAUCCAGAAAACAAUGAAGAAAGCAAUGAGCAGCAUGCCAGAAUAUUCAGAGUCCAAUAAAAAUAAAAGUGUUCGUUUUGCCCUGGAACUGCUCUAUGGAGAAGUGGAGAAAACAGAAAGAGAUGUGGAAGGCUUGACUCAGCUGGUGUUUGGCGAUAACAGUGCAGAUCUGUAGAACCUGAAGAUUUAAAAAUGAUAGGAAAGCACCACACACACACACACACACACACACACAUAUAUGUACAGGUAGUAUUAAUUAUAUGUAGAACAAUACCUAUAUGAAAAGCUGUGUUCUUUGUUUUCUGUUCCUGUUAGACACACAGACAAACCAACAGUCCGCUAAUGGAGAGAUUCACCUUCAUCAGUGAAACAGAUGACAUUUGCAUAACACCACUUCAGCAUAAAGGCACUCACAUCAUUCAUUUCUUUAAAAAAAAAUUACAAUCUAAUUUGACCCGAGCUUUCACUAGAGCUCUGAAAACAGAAAUGAGGCUGAUCCAUCCUUUCUUCUCUACUUUAUUUUUCCAGCUUAUGUAGAUAGCCAUUUUUGCUUCUCCUACAGUGAAAUCGAUCAGUUCCCAUUUCUGUUUUUCAGCUUUUUUUAUAACCAGCUCCAAAGAUAAAAGAAACCUGGGACCAUGUUUCCAGCAGCCAUGUUUGCAUUUCAAACAACAAUGAAAAAACAGUUUCAAUUUCAGCACAGAAGGGACAUGUCUUUAUAACAUCUGGAUUUAACUUGGAAAUUAAAACAUUGACCCCCCCACAGCUCCAUGUAAUAUUCUCUGCUGUAAAUCACCCGCUCAUUUCCUAAGUGGCAGUUUAUACAACACUCUCCAUACAGGCUUAAUGUCAUCUAAAACUCCGAGCGUUUUUCUCCACACUGUAUCUAUCUGUCCUCCCAUCCAGCUUUCUUUUAUUUACAGCUUUUACACAACAUCUGUAAACUUCUUUUCUUUCUUUUCACCUCAUAAAUAGGUAAAACAUGUCCUUGGGUAAAACCGUUAAAACUGUUGGGUAAAAUUUUGGUAAUAGUUCUAGUUCAGGAAAGGGGUCACCUUUAUCUGGUGUUUCUGCUUCCUCAUGAUAUUCCUUGAUUAAGUUCAGUUCCUCUUUAGACAGCUUGCUGAUCCAUUUUUCGAUAAUGGCUUCCAUGUGCUGUAAUGACCGUAGCCGGAGUUCCUGAGCCACCGCUCUCUUGUCUUUAAAAUCCAGUUCUGCAGUAUCCACUAGUCUCCUCAAAGUUGUGAACUGUUUCAGUUCUAGAGUUUGUGUGAGACCUGGAGAACUGUCCUUAAUGUCCAUUCGUCCUCCUCCCGAUGAACCCAUUUAAAGAAGUAAACCCAAAAUAAACCCAUUUAAAGAAGUUCACAAUCUGUGUAAAAACAUUUCAAUUGAUAAAGUGUACAACAUACCUGAUAAUGAGCAGCCUUGUCUGAUUCCCGGUUUUACUUUAAAAGGAACGCUUAACCCUCCAAUGAUCUUCAGUACACUUUCAGCAUCUUGGUACAUCACCUUUACCAUUGUGCUAUAAGACUGGGGCUGAGGCCAAAUGUCUCCAGAGUUUUCCAGAAGUUCUGGUGCUCAACCCUAUCAAAAGUUUUUUCUUGGUCCAGUGAAAUCAGACCAAGGUCAACUGCCAAUGAACUGGAGAUGUCCAAAAUGUACAGAAUCAAGGAAACAUUAUCAAUGAUGGAUCUACUGGGCACACAAUACGUCUGUUCAGCUUGAAUUAUUGAGUCCAUGAUGUCUCUGAGCCAACAUGCUUUUGACAUUAUUUUAUAGUCUGUACAGAACAGUGACACUGGACUCCAGUUUUUAAUGUCCUAUAAAUCCCCUUUCUUGGGGAGAAGGGUGAUCACCGCUUUCCGGCUGCUCAGGGGUAGACACAUUUCUCUGCAGCUUUUGUUGAGGACCUCCAGCAGCUCUUCUCCAAGCUUCUGCCAGAAGAACUUGUAGAAUUCCGCUGGUAGGCCAUCCAUUCCAGGCGCUUUUCCUCCUGCUAUUGAGUUCAAGGCAGCCUGCAGCUCCUCCAGAACCAGCGGUGCUUCCAGUGUACAUGAAUCUGCCGUUCUGUCCGUUCUGUUUUUUCCAGUCCUAAGUAAAACUGUGAUGGAGCAUCCAUUUCGUUAGCUCCUUUGAAUUGUGAUCGUACAACAGCACCCUGUGUUUUUGUGCCCAAUAGAUCCAUCAUUAAUGUUUUUUUUUACUUUGAGGUUCUCAAAAUAUCCUCUGUUUCCUGUGGACUCAGUUAAAGUCUGUAGUUCCACUAUUUCCAUCUCCAGUUCCCUUUAAUGAUUUGGUGAUGUCCCUUGCGACGUUGGCAGUGUACUACUGACAGAGUGGCUGGAUUAAAACCUGCCCAUGGUCCCACCACUGUCUGCAGGAGAAGUCGUCUCUCUUCUCUUUUCCAAGAGAGGUUCAGAAAACUCUAAAAGACUCCAUAAAAUUAGCAUCAUUCAGUAAAGAAACAUUAAAAUGCCAGUAUGCACUUCUGGAUUUAAGAUUUGCAGUAAAAACUUUGCAUCUGACUAAAAAGUGCUCUGAAAAACUGACAGGUGUUAUUUCACUAGCUUUGAAGGUUAUGUUUAAAACAAUAAAAUCUGUCUAGUCUAGCUAGCGAAAUAAAGUGAUCUCUAGAGUGUGUAUUGUCUCUCAGUUCCAUGCAGUCUUCUCCACACAUCUACCAGAUCGUGAGUUUU